GCGGUGGAAUGUUGGCUGAAGGCUGAAACGGAUUAGAAAUCAAAUCUUAUACCUUCUGACAGUCUUCUCAGACUGCAAGCUCGUUCUGUAUUCAAAACGCAAGGAAGAAAACAAACAAAUGGCGAAUGCAGCUCUCUGGAUUUACUGCUUUCUCUUAUUGCUCAUGAGUGACCUACUUCACGGACAGACUACACCAGAGAGAACAGUCUUCACGUCCACUUCAGAGACAACGACCGCAGGGGACAUCUCUCCAACAUCAACAAAUGACUCUGCAACCUCUACAACAGUUGUCAAUUCCACAACACGACAAACUGCUACAACAGCUCCUAACACUGAAACAUCUGUAACACAUCCACCAUCGACAUCUACAGCACCAAUGUUCACAACCACUUCUGGAACCACAGGCAUUGUUACACAGUCAGCUGCUGACAUCUCCACUCAACCGUUGACAAAUGUAUCUGAAACAUCUACGACAAUGACUGUCAAUUCCAUAGUAUUAGAACUUGGAACAACAAGCACUGUUACACCACCAGCAACUGACAUCUUCAUUCAACCAUUGACAGGUGAAUCCACAACAUCUACAACAAUGACUGUCAAUUCCACAGCAUCAGAAUUUGGAACAACAAGCACUGUUACACCACCAGCAACUGACAUCUCCACUCAACUAUUGACAGGUGAAUCCACAACAUCUACAACAAUGACUGUCAAUUCCACAGCAUCAGAAUUUGCUACAACAAUAGGUCCUGGAACGACAACAUCUCCAACAUCCACGACAUUGACAGUCAAUUCCACUGCAUCAGAAUCUCGUACGACAACAGGUCCUGGAACGAAUCCUAAAACUGAGACAUCAACAACAGAACCAUUUUUGCCAACUACAUCACCAAACUUCAGAACCACUUCAGGAACCACAAGCGCUGUUACACCAUCAGCUACUGACAUCCCCACUCAACCAUUGAUAAAUGAAUCCACAGCAUCUACGACAAUGGCUGUCAAUUCCACAGCAUCAGAAUCUGGUACGACAACAGGUCCUGGAACGAAUCCUAAAACUGAGACAUCAACAACAGAACCAUUUUUGCCAACUACAUCACCAAACUUCAGAACCACUUCAGGAACCACAAGCGCUGUUACACCAUCAGCUACUGACAUCCCCACUCAACCAUUGAUAAAUGAAUCCACAGCAUCUACGACGAUGGCUGUCAAUUCCACAGCAUCAGAAUCUGCUACAACAAUAGGUCCUGGAACGACAACAUCGCCAACAUCCACGACAAUGACUGUCAUUUCCACCGGAUCAAAAUCUCCUACAACAAUAGGUCCUGGAACGACAACAUCUCCAACAUCCACGACAUUGACAGUCAAUUCCACUGCAUCAGAAUCUCCUACAACAAUAGGUCCUGGAACGACAACAUCGCCAACAUCCACGACAAUGACUGUCAUUUCCACCAGAUCAAAAUUUCCUACAACAAUAGGUCCUGGAACGACAACAUCUCCAACAUCCACGACAUUGACAGUCAAUUCCACAGCAUCAGAAUCUCGUACGACAACAGGUCCUGGAACGAAUCCUAAAACUGAGACAUCAACAACAGAACCAUUUUUGCCAACUACAUCACCAAACUUCAGAACCACUUCAGGAACCACAAGCGCUGUUACACCAUCAGCUACUGACAUCCCCACUCAACCAUUGAUAAAUGAAUCCACAGCAUCUACGACAAUGGCUGUCAAUUCCACAGCAUCAGAAUCUGCUACAACAAUAGGUCCUGGAACGACAACAUCGCCAACAUCCACGACAAUGACUGUCAUUUCCACCAGAUCAAAAUUUCCUACAACAAUAGGUCCUGGAACGACAACAUCUCCAACAUCCACGACAUUGACAGUCAAUUCCACAGCAUCAGAAUCUCGUACGACAACAGGUCCUGGAACGAAUCCUAAAACUGAGACAUCAACAACAGAACCAUUUUUGCCAACUACAUCACCAAACUUCAGAACCACUUCAGGAACCACAAGCGCUGUUACACCAUCAGCUACUGACAUCCCCACUCAACCAUUGAUAAAUGAAUCCACAGCAUCUACGACAAUGGCUGUCAAUUCCACAGCAUCAGAAUCUGGUACGACAAUAGGUCCUGGAACGAAUCCUAAAACUGAGACAUCAACAACAGACCCAUUUUUGCCAACUACAUCACCAAUCUUCACAACCACUUCAGGAACCACACGCACUGUUAUACCAUCAGCUACUGACAUCCCCACUCAACCAUUGAUAAAUGAAUCCACAAUAUCUACGACAAUGGCUGUCAAUUCCACAGCAUCAGAAUCUGCUACACCAGGUCCUGGAAUGUCAACAUCUACAGAAUCUACGACAAUGACUGUCAAUUCCACAGCAUCAGAUUCUGGUAUGACAACAGGUCCUGGAACAAAACCUAAAAAUGAGACAUCAACAACAGACACAUUAUUGCCAACUACAUCACCAAACUUCACAACCAAUUCAGGAACCACAAGCACUGUUACACCACCAGCUACUGACAUCCCCACUCAACCAUUGAUAAAUGAAUCCACAACAUCUACGACAAUGGCUGUCAAUUCCACAGCAUCCGAAUCUGACAUCGAUAAAUGUGCAACGAACACCUCCAGAUGUCAACAAAACUGCAUCAACACAAUCGGAAACUACAGGUGCAGUUGUGGUCCAGGCUUCAGACCCAACGUGAACGACCCUGCGCUUUGUGAUGACAUAAAUGAAUGUGCAAAUCACUUCUAUUGUCAACAAAUCUGCACCAACACAAUCGGAAGCUUCGUUUGCAGCUGUUACCGUGGCUUCAGCACCAACAUGAACAACUCUGCAGUUUGUGAUGAUAUCGAUGAGUGUGCCACUAACAACACAGGCUGUCCAGACACCUGCAUCAACAUAUUUGGAGGCUAUGUGUGCAGUUGUAACACAGGCUUCAGCAAUGACUUGACCAACCCUUCAUUUUGUGAUGCACAACUUAAAAUUGUCCUACGAUUUACUGUCACAAGCGAGCAGCUGAAUCUGGCCAAUCAAGAAAUACGGAACAAUGUUUACCUAUCUCUCCAACGUGUUUUACGCCUGUAUGCUGCUUAUUUUAACAGCAUUAACAUGAACAAGUGUUCAUCUGAACUGAUGGCAACAGGAAAUUGUCCGGAGCAAAUAAGAAUUGAGACGGAACCUCAAAGAGCUAAACAAGUCGAAUGACAUUCUUUACAUUCUAAUUUUGUAUUGUCUACAACUGAUAUUAAAAUUGUGGAGGAGAAAAUAACAUUUAGUUAUUAGCACAAAACAACUUGGGCCUUAUAUAUUCCUUUAUUCACUGAUAUCAAUAAAACUGAAUAUGUAUGAACACAA
Amblyraja radiata (thorny skate) is the source of this 3349-nucleotide messenger RNA. Its product is annotated as mucin-5AC-like. The record is from RefSeq and is a predicted model, not a curated record. Bases 119 to 3199 code for a protein of 1026 amino acids. The transcript has 24 exons. Gene Ontology annotation, molecular function: calcium ion binding. Lineage: Eukaryota; Metazoa; Chordata; Chondrichthyes; Rajiformes; Rajidae.